UUCAUCCUUUAUCACAGACCACCCUCCGAGGAGAUGUGGACAGGAGGCUUAGCCUGCAGCCUCUGCCCUGAGCCUCAGUUACACAGGUUGAAUAAUUUGAGUUAAUUUAAGGUUUGCAUGAUGCCCUUCCACCCAAACGAUGCAUGUCCUGCAAGCCUGACACGCAUCCUUGAGGCAAAGAGGGGCUGUGUUUGUGUGCGUGGCUAGUUUUCUGAGCAGCCCAACUAAUUUUGGAGUUGCCCGUUUGCUUCUAGCCAAUUUCUUUUACAUCUGACUUCAUGCUCAGGAAGGGGAAACGUCACUGACAGAUAUACUCAUGGAGGUGGAUGUUAACGUGCCACAUCUGCUGCAUCCCGAGAUGCUCGGGUGCUUUGCUCCAGCCAGGUUAUGAAUUUUGUGUUGCCACGUUGGGGAAGCACAGGGGGUACGAUGUAGUGCCCUACAGCAACGGGGGGUAAGGCUUUCCCUUCUGAUCUGACACCCUGAGGAAGAACAGGGGCUUGCUCUCUCCUCGAGGCGUCUCUCCCUGCAGCUACAGAGGGGAUCUGCUUUCAGCAAGGCUUGAGCCAUAUCUGAGUCCUCGAGUCUUUGCGAGCUGUUGUGCUCAGGACCCGAGCUGCUAGACCAAAUGUCUGCAGAACUUUGGACCGCGGGCGAUGGCAGAGACGGCCAUAAUGCCUCUCGUUUCUUGUCCACGUGCACGAGGGCGCACAGCCCUUGUCUUCUGGGAGGAGAUGACCCAGCGGGGCCAGGGCAGGUGCAGUGAUGCUGCCGAAAGCCGCUCGCUGGAGCAGGACGAGGGGAAGACAGCAGGCAGGUGCCGUCUCUCUCACAUCCUUUAUGCAGCCGUGCAAGAGCAUGUCGCAGCUCAGCGUAUCGUGGCAGAGGAAGGCCAGCUCGCAUGCUCCAGUGCCUUGCUGUUCGCUCCGGUCCUGGGGAGCAAACUGUCAUCCUCGUCCGCAAAGAUGUAUUUUUGUCCUCCCGAUCUUAAUUUUGCCAGUGGCUUCCUGUCCUUGCCGCUGUCAGGCCUUUGUCUGCGGGGUGCAAGACGUGAUGGUGGACGAGGUUUUCCAUAUCGGCGCUGUGGGAUGGGCUGCGAGGAAGCCUCAGAGAUAGGCACAGCCUUCAAACGCCUUGUUCCUGCGUGUGCUGGUGUGGCUGCAGGCAGCCUGGCUGCCUUUGGGUAUGGUCCAGCCUGCCUUGGGCUGCUGGAGGCAGCGAUGCUCCGAAAUCAGCCUCUCCUCCGAGCCAUCCUCCAGGUGUGCGGCUGAACGGACAUGAGAAAUGGGGUGGUUUCUGUGCCAGAGACCCACGGCACAAAAUCCUCGUAGCUGCUCCACCAUGGCCCUGCUCCGGUGCAGUGGGGCAGCUGCAGGUGUCCGUGUCCGUGGCUGGUUGGGAUGAGGAGCAUCCGUGUGCCGCAGGAGCUUGCCAUCAGCAGGAGGCUGCUGGUGGAGGUGUCUCAGCUCCGCCUGGCGAGUGCUGGCUUGGUCAAAGGGAAAAAUAUCAAUAUGACUGUUUUUUCCCCUUGUUUUCUGUCCCCAUAGCAAGGCUGGCAUAGCGACUAUCUAGCGAGAAGCAUGAGAACAUGACCUUUUGUCUGUAAAGUUCACCCUGGCUUCUUCAGCAUACAGGACGAAAAUGAUGUCCUCUGUGCUGUGGACAGAAGCACUCACCAGAAAGGGACUGCCUGCAUUUGCAGGUUUUUUACAUUCUUCUGGCUUUUCUUCUGGAAAUGGCUAUUUCUGAGCCGAUGACCUGGGUAAUAGCCUUGGAUUUCUCCUGAGAGCUGACAGGUGACCGUGUGAUUGCAUUUUGACUCUUCACAUCACAGAUCACAGCCCUGUAGAGGAGCCAGCUGGUGCUCACAGACUUAGCUUCUCCCCAAGCAGGCAGUCAGGGAUGGAGGCCAGGCAUGGACGUUGUCACCAUGUCAGCCUGCAAGUUUUGAGUCUUUGUAGGUUCCUCGAACCGUGUAUUGUCCUUCCAGCCCUAAUAGUCUGGCUUGGAGGUGGCGUUUAAUAGGAGCAUGAAGCACUGGGUGGGCUUCAGGCCAUGCUAUCCCUGGUCCUCUCCCACGUUCUUCUUUCCAGACUUGGUGUUGUAAGAUCUGGUUGCAGAGACCACCCUCCAAGGCCUUUCUGCAAUAUCUGUGCCUUGGCUAAGUGGUAGUGAAAGGGGAGGUUGUUCCUGCACGCAGCUGGAGUAACGCUGUCCUCAGAUAGCUGCUGGAUCUCGGGGCUUUUGUGGCCAGCUGCUGGCUCCUGGUUUGGAUGAGGGCACAUUAUGGCUGUGAGCUUUGGUUCAUGUUAGUGAGAUAUGGAAAAAGUGGCUCUAUUUCUGAAGUGGGGAGCUCAUCAGUCAGUUGCUUCACGUGAAAGCAGGGGAGCAGAGUGAGCCCUUGCAGCCUUCAGAAACCAGCAGGCCUCGGACCACAGAGAUGUUUAAGGCUGGGCUGGCUGAUCUCAGAGGUCUUUUCCAACCUAAAUGAUUUGAUUCUAUGUGCCAGGUCCUCUGGAGGCUGAGUUUGCAGCUGCAUCCAUCCCAGGCAGAGGAACUGAUGCGUACCUUUGACAGGCUGCUAGUUACGAGACAGGAUUUUGUCGUGGCGUUUGUCCUUGGGGGUGAUUUCUCUGCUCUGAUGUCAGCCAGAUCUAACGAGCUGCUUUUUCUUAGGAAAAACCAUUGCUUUAGAUGCCUAAUUGCCUUGAAACCCUUUGCUAGGAGACUGUUGCAGAUCGUGAGCAUGUUGCUGCUUUUAGGAGGUGGGGUGGAUGGAUCGGAAGGAGGAAGAAUGGGACAGCGCAUAAGAAGAGGAAGAUGUGCCAGUGGCAAGCAGGGACUGGAAUGAUGUAGAUAAAGGGGCUGAAUCAGAGGGAGAUGAGCGCAGACUCCUGCGUGUGUCACGGAGAUGGGACCGAUGUGAAUUUAUAUUAAUUAACAGUGAAUGCCAGCUGGGUUUCCGGAGCCGGUAAAUCAACCUGUCUGCACCAGCUCGCUGCCAGGAGGGAGCCGCCUGCUGCUACACCUCUGCGAGGGCUGGAGGAGAGAGCUGCUGGGUCUGGGCUUUGCACGUGCACUCUCCUGCAUCAGGACAACCAGGGAGCGGCUGUGAUCUGUGCCCAGGUGCCCUCGUGCAGAUACCCAGGACGGAAAGUGGAUUGCUUGACAAAUUCAUGAAGCUGGUCCCGUGCCAAGGUGCUGCUACUCUCCAGCUAAACCCAGUCCCUUUGCCUGAAGGCGCUGUGCCUGGUGCGCUGCCUUGCAGGUGGUGUUCGUGGCAAAGCUCUGAGGAGCUGCGUGUGAAACCGUUCCUGGCUGUGCCGUUUGAGUUUCCAGCCGAAACGCAUGGGGUUGAGUUAAAAACCCUCUGAGCGUGCCGUGGAGGAGCUUUGCUUUUUCGUGGAGAUCAGCGCGGAGCAGGCAGGGAUGCGCCUGGGGUUUGCAUCGCUGCAGGCCAGGGACGUGCCCUGCCCCGUGGGGUGUCCUGCAGCGGGGCUGGGGUGUUCUCGGGAGGGUCCAGCCCCAUCCAGAAGCUGCUGAGUGCAAUGAAGAAGCUGCUCGUGCCUCGGUGUUGAGUCCUGACACGGUCACUGGCUGGAGAAGCCACCCAAAGGUGCUAGGAGGAGAAGGGCAGCCUGGCUGCUUGUCCUUCAGGGCUGCUGAAACCAGCACCAGCAGCUUCACCGGGGCUGCGGUGCCCAGAACCAGGGCUUUGGGGUCAUUUCCCUGGCUCUCCUGCUGCUUUGGAGCAGGGUGAGACCUCCUCUGACCCGAGCCAUGUAAUGAAGGUGGUUAGGCUAAUUAGCAUCCUCACGGUGCAAAGCUGGCCGUGCCCACCGCUGCCAGUCCCUCCUCUCCGACACGGUGUCUGCAUUGUUCUGCUGCUGUUUUCUCUGGGGAAGUCCCUCCGUUCACACACUCUCACUAACCAUAUGCCUUGAAAUUGAACGGGAAAAAAAAAUAUAGAAAAAAAAAGACGCUUAAGCCAGCCUUAAGUCUUUAAACAUUGGGGUUAUCCGUGCUGCUUGGAGAGGCGUGCUGGACCUGCUGCACAAAUACACGGUUUGCUUUGAGCUGGUGCUGAGAACUUGGUUUUGGACUCUACUGAGCUAAAGGGAUGUUAGGCAUCUAGAUUCUAGUGAAAAUUGAGUGUUAUACCCCCUGGGAGAAAUUAUUCUCACCUGAGCCUGGGAUCCAUUAGGAAACGCUCUGGAAAAGACAUGGGGAAGGCAGCAAGCAGCUUGCUGCUGCUGCACCCCAGAGAACGCAAGACCCUUGUGCACCUGCUUCGGAAACGGAUGCGCCGAUUUGGAAAUGCAACGAGAAUUUUUGGGGGUGGUUUUAAAGCUGUUUCCAGAAGUCUUGGGGGAUUUCAGGUGUUGCACGGUGGCGUGAUUAGCUGUCACAAUGCUAAUUGCUUUAGGAAAACGAAAAUAUUUACCUGUACGUGGAAGCGAGUGGUUGUGUGCGGGGUGUAUUUAUUUAGCACGCUCCCCUGGGGCACCGCUUGGCGUAACGAGGCUUCUGAUGGGGUUUGAAAUGAACCAGGCCGGAGACAACAAAGGAGGCUGCUGCGGCCCUGCUGGGUUUGCGAGAUGCUUUGUAUGCAGGCGUGCCCGUGGAGAGCAGCUUUCAAUGAAGACAUGAACGCUAAUAAUUCAGUAUGAAAACAUCAGGAAAACAGCAGCAUCAGUACCGCACGCCUCGCUAAAUUGAGCCAUAAUGGAGCAGGACGAGUACGACCUCUCCCAGCUAACGUGGAGCUGCUUGUUUUCAUCUCUUUAGGAAGGGCCGUCAUUUUUUUUAUUCUUUUAUUUUUUUUCCAGACAUCUGGGAUGUGCCGUGUCACCUUGCUGUAGGUUUUUGCCCAUGGCCAAUACUUUAGCAUCUUGCUUGGUGACUCCUCGCAGGGGAGCCAGCGUCAGCAUCACCGUGUGGUGCUGGAGCUGCUGCAGAAUGAGUCCCUGUCUGUCAAGCAAGUAUCGGGACGUCUGUAUCUCAGGCAGAGGAAACUUCCAGCCCUGGUGGAUCCAGAGAAAAACUUGGGCAAGGUGACCAUGAGCAUCGUCUAUGCGAGUGCAGCCUUGGCUUUGCUGUGGGUUUUACACAUCGGUCCCAAGCUCAGAUCUCACUGCCUUGAUGCUGGAAGUCAGUACUGCUGAUGCCCUCAAUACUUUCCAUUUUGCAUGGAUCCCAGGUGGUUUCUAGGUGGCCUGCUCCUCCUCUUGCAACCUGGGGGCUCUAUAAACCAAAAACCUGCUGUGGCAGCAUGAGGUCUGCUGGCUGUUUCUCACCCUACAAGCCUCCUUGUCCAGCUGGUGAAGGAGCAGCCCUGCUUGACCUCGGGUAAUCCGUGAGCUCCUCAAAGCCAAGCGAAUUUCUGCUGCUCUUUGGGGAGCUGCAAAGCCGUAGAGAGCAAACUGCUGCGCUGAGCCUCGCUGCUCCCAGAGGCAGCAGGGCCUGGGGCAAGCCUCUGUAGAUCUCCCUCAGAAAAAGGAGUUAUUGCUUGGUUCUCCAAGCCUGCCUUCUCCCGGGGGGACGGGACCACCAGCAGGUGCUGGGGGGCAACCUGGGGGCUUUGGUCCCCUCGUCCCCCUCUGCCAGCCCCUCGGCCGGCCGGGUCCCCGUUGUGUUCAGCCACACGGUGCUAACCACACGCAGUGCGUAGGCGGCGUCUCUUGGGCCACGUUUGCUUUGAUCCUCUCCUAGCCUAGCAAAGAAUGUGUUUAGAAUACAGGGGUUCCCGGCAAGGCUUUUGAAAAUGCCUAAUUUUAUACAUUUCUGAGGGUCUGACAGCGUUGUUAACUAUCUGUUCCACUUUAUCCUGAGGCAGAGGCACCAGGAUGCGCUCGCAGCAGAAAAAGCAUGAUGUAUGUGGUCGGGAGGAAAUGAGUAACGCUGCAUGGAACUCGUCAAUAAUGAAAGAGAAAUUAUGGGGGAAUUUUAAUGUGCAGGAAGGUUUCCUUCUCCACAGCCUCUGCCGGAGCCCUGCUCCCACCCCCAGGGACUGCUGUGCCCCUCACCUCGGUGCCGUCGCAUCAGUUGGUGUUUAUUUAAAAUAAAUAAUGCCUGGGUGGGGGCAGUCACCCAUCGAGGGCUUGCCCUCUUGUUCUGGGGAUAAACCCCAGCUGAAGAAGCUGUCCUGAGCCUACGCUUGCUCGUGUCGGUCUGAAACGGGAGCACUUUGGGGUGCUGGGCAGCCGUUACGAGCUGGAGCUGUGCUUUGGGGGCUCCCAGCAGGGGAGGGAUGCUCCGAGCACGUCCCACCAGUGACCAGCACCCCUGCGGCGCCCGUACUCACGCCAGGCUUUUCAUGUGGGCUUUGCUAGCAUGCUCGUGGUUAUCAGAGCGUGCUUUCUGCUUCCGAACGCGACGUGUGGCCUGGUGUUAGUCAGCCCGGGCUGAUGUCUGAGCUCCCACCACGCGCUGGCAAUUCCCAUCUGAAUCCCAGCCCCCGGGCAGCCUGGGCGAUGUCCCUGCAGGCAGUCCUGGGCAUUAGCUGUGUGCAAGCCUGCUUUCUAUCUUUAUUUUAAUACAUUUUUUAUGUAGCUUUGGUUCCUGACAGGCACUUGAUAUAUCUAUAUUUUUAAUUCAAAUUUUAUUCUAGAUGGCUUGGAGAAUGGAAGGGAAAUUCAUUCCUCUGCUAGAAGGCAGCGCUGCCUGAAGUAGGCAGUGGGCACAUUGACUUGUAGCGGGAGGCAUGAAAAGUUGUGAGAUCCACGUUUUUAUUUAAAGCAAUUCUUUCGGCGUGACUCAGCUCCACAAAACGGCUCACAACCGACCGGCUGCCUGUACCCAACUGCACGAUAACGCCUGUCGUUAGCUGACAUUGACAUUAAUAAUAAAACUUUUGCUCUCCUAGGCUGGGGAUCUGGUUUGGAUCCUCUUUGUUGGCUUUCCUUCCCAAAAUAUCGCAGCUCUGCCUAUAAAUACAAGUGCAAGAGGUCGGACUGAAAGCCCAGUGCUUGCUCUGUGCAGCUGGGGCUUUCGGGGGGGAGGCUGUCUGCAGGUUUUGGUGCCCUCCCUCCUUGAGGGGCUUGUGGGUUGGUGCUUUCUUCUCCCCUGCUGCAGUGGGACUUGGUUUUGCUUACCAACAAAUGUACUUUGGUUAAAAAAAAAAAAAAAAUAAUCAUGAAAAACAGCUGUAAAGAUGCUUUGUGCUGCGAGCACAGCUUGCUCCGGGUCAGGAGUGAAAGGAGCUGUGCUGAUGAGAGCACCUCGGGCUAUCUGGUGGCACUUGUGACAUCCCUCCUAGGAUGAAGAGCAGAGAGCUGCUGAGCUCCUGGUGUGCAGUGAGUGCAGGACACAGCAGCCUUUGCAAGGCAAAGAGCCUCAAAUCCUGUUUUAGCUGGUCUUGCUCUCUGGUUUUAAUCUGCUGUUUACAGGAGCAGGGCUGACAGCUGGGAAUAGGUGUGCCAGAAGAUCCUGGGAGGGGGAGAGGUAGAUUUAAGUUGUCUGUAGCUUGGAGCUGCAGCAGGGGUGAGGAUUUGCACUGGGGCAAACCUCGUGGUUUUUGCUAAUUUCCAUGUAAUCUGGGCAGAAAAGCCUCCAGGGAGAAAGUGAUGGCUUUCAGAGCUGGGAUUCCCAAGCAGAGAUGACCCUGAGUUUGAAACCAUCCCUUUCCCCAGGUUUUCUUUCUUCUGCAGAGCCAGGGGAGAGGUACAAACCUAUGUUUACAGAGGUUUUUUUUUUUUUCCCCAGUUUUUUGUUCCUCCUCCUUUCCGUUUUGCUUCGGGAUUUGAAAGCUGCCUGUCUGCCUUCUCCUGCUUGCGAGGGCUGCAGAGAUUUUCUCCCCAGCUCAUUGUUUGUGCUUCUUGCAAGCUAAAUAACAAGCGGCCUGUGUGUGCUUGUAUGCUUUGGUUCCUGUCCAAGCAGUGGGAGUGAUUAAGAGAAAAGGCGUUUAGCAUUUAGGUUUCUGUUCGGUGGCACCAAGAGCGCAUCAAAGCCGACAGGCCCCCAAAUCUGACCCCAAAGGCUCUUGCUGGGCAGUGCUCUCCCGCUCCUCGGUGUGCGCAGAGGGUUUGUGAGUCCCCUGCUAUUCCCCUGCAGUAUUUCAUUGAGAAAAAGACGCUGAACGAGUCUAUUUUGUAGUUCUAGUCCGAGCUGCCGUGAUGGGGAAGGAAGAAGGUUGCGGACAACUUUUCUUCCUCCCCAAACACCCAUCCUUCUGUUUGGAGAGACGGACACGAGGUCCUGGUGCCCUCGGUGGGAUCCAUGAGCGAUAUGGGGAUGGGGACGGGGUGUGUGUAGGUGUGCGUGGUUCCCAUGGUGGCAACCCUUGAGCGCCGAGCACCCCUCCAGCACUCUGCUGUCACACCAACGGAGAUAUUUUCAGCCAGCUUGCGGCUGCCGGUACGUGCCUGCCAGGGCUCUCCUCCUACGGCUUUACCCAAGAUGUUGUCUUGGCUUUUUCCUGCCACGCUGCGCUGUUAUUUUUGCCGUUCCGCAUUGCCUUCGGCAACUCCGCCGUGUCCCCGAGCUCCAUUAGAGGCUCUGUUCCCGUGCCAGCAGCAGUUUUGCAGAGCAGUUAAGUGCUGGCCCUGUGCAGGGUGGGUUUAUAAAAGGGUGUCACUGGUGAUGUCGGGAACACGAAGCUCGGAAGCGCCGGGAUCCCUGUUUGCCAUCUGUUUGCGUGGCCCUUUCCGAACGGCGCCGCCUUCCUCCAGAACUCAAGGAUCUUUAAUCAAAACUGUUUGGGUUGUGGUGUGAGGGAGGAAAUCCCAAAUUGUGGAGGAGACCGUGACAUUUCUUGACCUUUUCUCUGUGUAUCUCGGAGACAAACACACUCUAAUGAGUGUGCUUAUGUUUGUAGAUCCAGUCUUGGGGUGUGUUUCCCAAGGCAGGCGCUCGGCAAGAUGCUAGGCUGCGCAUUUCCCUGCAGCAAUCGAGAUAAACUCACAAACCCGUUGUGGGGACGGCGUGUCAGCUGCUCCGAGCCCCGGGACAGCUGUAUACAAGAAGCUAGCUUACUCACUGUUUCCAGAGAUGCUUCUCUCGAGGGCCACGUUUCACUUUGCUUGGAAAAUUCAGCGCUGCGGUUUCGAGCCGCUGGGUUGAGAGGUGGUGCCGCAGACCUGUCCGCCUGUGCAGGAACUCGUACGAUCUCAUCCUGUGCUCUGAAGAGAGCCAUGAGUGACUGCAGCUUAUUCUCUUGCAGCUGGUGCUGCCCAGAAGGGCUCGGAAAGCUCUGCUGCCGUAGCAGCGUCGGCUGGGGCUCAUCUCCUCCUCUUUGCUCAGGAGAAAUAUCGCAGCGGUGCCACGCAGAAACGGCCGCCGGUGCAUGAGCUAAAGUGGGAGAGAAUUUCAGAGUUGAGUGGCUAUCAGCCCUUGUGUGAUUCGUGAGAUUACUCAAAAGAGCCUGGCAUUUAGAAAGUGGAUUUUCGGCAGUUUCUGAAAAAUCGAGCCACGAAGCUGGUGCCACGUGGGAAAUCAUUAACCCGCUAUGCAUAUUUAUCACGCAUUAAAGCCUUGGGGAAACACCAGUUCUUGUGAUUCCAUCAAGAGAACUCGAUCGAGGGUGAUAGCAUCACAAGUGAGGUGGUUUCAUCCCAACAUCAGCGGCAUCGAGGCAGAGAAGUUGCUCCUGACCAGGGGCGUCCAUGGCAGCUUUCUGGCUCGGCCCAGCAAGAGCAACCCCGGAGAUUUCACCCUCUCCGUCAGGAGGAACGACGAGGUGACGCACAUUAAGAUCCAGAACACGGGGGAUUACUAUGACCUGUACGGAGGGGAGAAGUUUGCCACCCUUGCAGAGCUGGUGCAGUACUACACCGAGCAGCAGGGGCUGCUGCGGGAGAAGAACAGCAACGUCAUCGAGCUGAAAUACCCCCUGAACUGCCAGGACCCCACCUCGGAGAGGUGGUACCAUGGGCACCUCACGGGCAAGGAGGCAGAGAAACUUCUGACGGAGAAGGGGAAGCCAGGCAGCUUUCUGGUGCGGGAGAGCCAAAGCAAACCAGGAGACUUUGUGCUGUCGGUGCUGACAAACGAGGAUAAGAUGGAGACGGGGGACAGGAAACCCCACGUCACCCACGUGAUGAUCCACUACCAGCCAGAUGGGAAGUACGACGUGGGAGGAGGAGAGAGGUUUGACACGCUCACAGACCUGGUGGAGCACUAUAAGAAGAACCCCAUGGUGGAGAAAUCUGGAGCUGUGGUUCAUCUGAAGCAGCCAUUCAAUGCCACACGUAUCAAUGCGGCCAACAUUGAAAACAGAGUGAAGGAGCUGAACAAAAUGGCAGAUCACAGCGAGAAGGCCAAGCAGGGGUUCUGGGAAGAGUUUGAGAUGCUGCAGCAACAGGAGUGCAAGCUCCUCUACCCAAGGAAGGAGGGACAGCGACCCGAGAACAAGGCAAAGAAUCGCUACAAGAACAUCCUUCCCUUCGACACCACGCGGGUGGCGCUCCGAGACGUGGACGAGAGCGUGCCUGGGUCAGACUACAUCAAUGCCAACUACAUCAAGAGCAUCCCUGAGGAUGGAAGGAACUCGGAGCACUGCAAGAUCUACAUAGCCACCCAGGGCUGCCUGCAGACAACCGUGAACGACUUCUGGACCAUGGUGUACCAAGAGAACAGCCACGUCAUCGUGAUGACAACGAAGGAAGUGGAGCGGGGCAGGAACAAAUGUUUCCGCUACUGGCCGGACAAGGGCUGCGCCAAGGAGUACGGGUGCAUCUGCGUGCGCAACGUGAGCGAGCGCGAGGCCCAGGGCUACUACCUGCGGGAGCUGGAGAUCGUGCGCACGGACAGGGACGAGCGUCCCCGGGUGGUGAAGCACUAUCAGUAUUUCAGCUGGCCAGACCACGGGGUGCCCAACGAGCCGGGAGGAGUUCUCAGCUUUCUGGACCAAGUGAACCGGACACAGCGAAGCAUUCCUGACACGGGGCCGAUCAUAGUGCACUGCAGUGCCGGAAUAGGACGCACAGGCACCAUCAUCGUGAUAGACAUUCUGGUGGAUAUUAUCCACAGGCAAGGCUUGGACUGCGAUAUCGACAUCCCCAAAACUAUCCAGAUGGUUCGCAGGCAGCGCUCGGGCAUGGUGCAGACGGAGGCACAGUACAAGUUUGUUUACAUGGCUGUCCAGCAGUUCAUUGAGGCUGAGCAGAAGCGGUUGGAAGAAGAACAGAGGAAUAAAAGGAAAGAGCGAGACUACUUGAAUAUCGGAUACUCUCCUAUGGAAAAAGGCCGAGCCAAAGGGCAGCCUCCUUCGCCACGGGCCCAGUCUGUGGUGGAUGAUGAGUCAGCUUCCGUCUACGAGAACCUCAACAUCAAAAGCCCAAAGGUUUCAGGGAUGAGUAACACGGGGCGAUAAAGAGUCGGAGGUGAGCUGUAUGGAGGCUGUACAGCACCUUGGAUUCAGCAAGGAGUUAAGAAGCUGGCUGUAAGAAGCAAGCAGAGUCUGCGCCUUAAGGACAUGCCUUGACCUAACUUAUUCUCGAGAAGGAUCUUCUCCCGGUCUCCCCUGUAUCAGUAGGUUGAUAUUUAUGUGGAAGUGCCUCUGGACAUUUGUUGGGCAUCAAGGCUCAGUUUUAAUUUUUUUUUUUUUUUUAAUUUAAGAUUCUUAUUUUUUACAUGCAAAUUGUUAAAGGAAUGGAAACGACUAUUUGCUUAGGAGCUUUCCCAGGGUUGCCCAUUUAGGGCGUUAGAAAAGUAUUAGUGCACUCGGAUGUUUUCAUUAGGUCGAUCAUUUCCAAGCUAGAAGUGGUUCUAGACUAAUUCCCGGAGUAACUUCGCUGCCUGUGAAGGUGAGGAAGAGAGAGCACGGCCUGGUCCCAGGUGUACGUGCCUCUGAUUCUUGUCCUCACGCUUCCUUUGGGUUGUCCCAGUUCUAGCUUUCUAUGCAAGCCUGCCAACGCACACCGGGCAGUCCCUGCUGCCACCAUGCAGCAGGAGGGUGUGCGCGUGCCUGAGAGCCCGCAGAGCUCGGUGUCGGAGCAGAACUGGGGCCAGAGGGGGGCAUCUCCACCCUGGUGCGGGUCUGAACGUUGAGCUAUGGGAGAUCCCGCCUAGCUGAAGGGUGCUGAAGAGUAGGAAAGCAGCUUUGACUGUGCACUGUGCUUUUAGCCACCCCGAGCGAGUAACACAGCGUAGGAUGCUAGACUUGAGCUGAACUUGUGGAGCUGGGCCCCUCUAAGCUUGAUGCAGCUCUGCCGUUACCUUGCUGUAUGAGCUCUUUUUUUCCCCCUUGCAACUGUAUGACGAGGCAAGUGCUGUGUCUGCUGAGUAGGGGUGCUGUAGGAGCGCUUGUGACUUGACCAGUGCCGUGAAGACGUGUGUUAUUGAGUGGAAUAUUCCAGCUCUGUUGAUUAAGUCUUGACUUGUGACUCCCAGGGCCUCCUGCCGUUCCAGCCCUGAGGCCUGCAACUAGCCCUGCCAAAGAACCCCUUUUUGCGGGAUACACCAGGGACUGAAAGUGCUCUCUCUGGGGAGUUUUGGGCCUGAGUGCCAGUGCCUGAAGCUCUGGAGCAUGCGUGGGGAUGAUGCUGAUGUCCUCCUAGGUGCCUGGAAGAGGGCAGACGUGCGGCCCCCUGCGUGCUGGGGCACUGGUGCCCAGGGUGCUGGCUCCCAGCGCUGAGCAGAAGGGGUUGAACAAAAGCACAAUGACAUACCGUGGCUGUAUUUCCUGGCUGGUCUUCCUGGUCCCUCGUCACAGGGACAGGAGAACUGUUUAUUUUUAUUGCACUUUUAAUAAAUGUUGAAUAUUC
Cygnus olor (mute swan) is the source of this 12704-nucleotide messenger RNA. RefSeq names its product tyrosine-protein phosphatase non-receptor type 11-like. The record is from RefSeq and is a predicted model, not a curated record. NCBI's taxonomy places the organism in Eukaryota, Metazoa, Chordata, Aves, Anseriformes, Anatidae. Gene Ontology annotation, biological process: protein dephosphorylation. Bases 9446 to 11311 code for a protein of 621 amino acids. The transcript is spliced from 16 exons. Gene Ontology annotation, molecular function: protein tyrosine phosphatase activity.